GAGCCCCCACGGGAGGCUGAACGAGCUCGGAGGCCCAGAGAGAAAGAAGCGCGCGCCCUUCUCCAAGAGUGGCCGGGCGCAGAGCGAGAGGGUAGCCGAAGCUUCCGCUUCUGCGGGCCCUGCUCGGUAGUGGAGCAGAGGCUUCGAGGGGACCGGGCGACGACGACACCUGGAGAGGAAGGCCGUGACGGCCACGAAAGGUACAUUGAGCCAUGACACAGUCACUUUACCUGGAAGGCCAGGCCUACUCUGUGCCUCUGAUCCAGCCAGAUCUUCGAAGGGAAGAGGCUAUACAGCAGGUGGCAGAUGCCUUACAGUACCUCCAGAAGGUCUCUGGUGACAUCUUCAGCAGGAUUUCCCAACGAGUAGAAACAAGCCGGAGCCAGCUGCAGGUCAUUGGAGAGAGAGUCUCUUUGGCUCAAGCCAAGAUCGAGAAAAUCAAGGGCAGCAAGAAAGCAAUCAAGGUGUUCUCUAGUGCCAAGUACCCAGCACCAGACAGACUGCAGGAGUACAACUCUAUCUUCACAGGAGCCCAGGAUCCUGGGUUUCAGAGGCGCAUCCGACACAAAGUCCAGAGCAAGCACCGACCCCUUGAUGAAAGAGCCCUGCAGGAAAAACUGAAGUACUUUCCUGUGUGUGUGAGUACCAGACCCCAGCCUGAAGAUGAGGCCGAGGAAGGACUUGGGGGCCUCCCCAGCAACAUCAACUCCCUCAGCUCCUUGCUGCUCUUCAACACCACUGAGAACCUGUACAAGAAGUAUGUCUUUCUGGACCCUCUGGCUGGGGCUGUGACAAAGACUCAUGUGACACUAGGGACAGAGACUGAGAAGUUAUUUGAUGCUCCCUUAUCCAUCAGCAAGAGGGAGCAGCUGGAGCAGCAGGUUGCAGAGAAUUAUUUUUAUGUACCAGAUCUGGGCCAGGUGCCUGAGAUUGAUGUACCAUCCUACCUGCCUGACCUUCCUGGUAUUGCCGAUGACCUCAUGUACAGUGCUGACCUAGGCCCUGGCAUAGCACCUUCUGCCCCUGGCACCAUUCCUGAGUUGCCCACCUUUAACACUGAGCUUGCUGAACCGUUCAAGCCAGAACUAGAUGAUGAUGUAUUAGUAGCACCUCCACCACCUCCACCGCCACCUCCUCCUCCUCCACCAGCCCCCGAAGUGUCAGUCAGUGCGCCUCCACCCCCACCUCUGCCCCAGCUCACUUCAGCCCAGCCAGCCAGUGUGGACAGCAGCAGUGUGUCCCCUUCAGUUCCAGUUCAUGUACCGCCCAAGGAAGUUGUGGAUCCUUCCAGUGGACGGGCAACCUUGCUAGAGUCAAUCCGCCAGGCAGGAGGUAUUGGCAAGGCUAAGCUAAGAAGUGUGAAGGAGCGAAAACUGGAGAAGAAGAAGCAGAAGGAACAGGAACAAGUGAGAGCCACAAGCCAGGGUGGUGACCUAAUGUCAGAUCUCUUCAACAAACUAGUCAUGAGGCGCAAAGGCAUCUCUGGGAAAGGACCUGGAGCAAACACUGGGGAAGGCCCUGGAGGAGCCUUUGCCCGCAUGUCAGACUCAAUUCCACCCCUACCAAUGUUGCAGCAGCCACCUGGAGAGGAAGAUGAGGAUGAAUGGGAGUCAUAGGGAAGCCACACCUUACCUGUUGCCCAAGUUGGAGGAGACAUGGACACCCUUAAAGUUUGCCCCUGAUUUAGUGUUUAUUAAAAGUUACUUAGCUCAUCCUGGAGAUGGAGAUGGAGAA
Molecule: messenger RNA, 1734 nt
Organism: Monodelphis domestica (gray short-tailed opossum)
Lineage: Eukaryota; Metazoa; Chordata; Mammalia; Didelphimorphia; Didelphidae
Gene: WASHC1
Product: WASH complex subunit 1
Biological process (GO): endocytic recycling; Arp2/3 complex-mediated actin nucleation; exocytosis
Cellular component (GO): WASH complex; early endosome; recycling endosome
Molecular function (GO): alpha-tubulin binding; gamma-tubulin binding; actin binding
Source: RefSeq, a predicted model, not a curated record